AUGAAUUCCGAUUUUUCGGAUGAUGAAGAAUACGUUGAGGAGAAUGAUGAGGAUCUGAGUGAUGAAGAUGAAAUGAUGGAAAAGAAGGUGGAAUAUCAUAAGUUCAUGACCCAUGGCGAAUUGGAAAUUGAAAUGAAGAAAACCAUUGCUGAAGUGCAAGCAGUUCUUCAAGUCCGAAAUGGAAUUUGCCGAAUUCUUCUUCACAAAUUCAAAUGGAAAACAGAAGCACUAUUCGAUAAAUUCUAUGAUUGUUUGGAUAUGACCGAGUUUUUGAAGAGUUGUCAGAUCAUCAGAAAAUCUGAAAAUGAAGAGAGUCACAAAGGA
This is a messenger RNA of Caenorhabditis briggsae, 324 nucleotides long. NCBI's taxonomy places the organism in Eukaryota, Metazoa, Nematoda, Chromadorea, Rhabditida, Rhabditidae. The transcript has 2 exons. The annotation marks the transcript as partial. The record is from RefSeq and is a predicted model, not a curated record.